AGCUCCGCCGGGGCGGAGCCACACACCACCAGCCUCCCCUUUUUACACUGUUUUCUCCGCUCACACUGGGGGAAAAAAACGGACAUAAUCUCAGUUUGGGUUCGAUGUUAGCAGCAAAAAAGACGAUAUUUGUGGAUAUUUUUGACGGAUUAAAAUGAGGUUGAGACCGAGGAGAACCGUGGAGGCUUUAGCCGAGUCGCCGCCGACCGUCUACCGCCGCCGGCUGCGCAACAAAGCGACGCCGCGGCGGACCCGGGUCUCCGCCGCGACCGAGAGCCCCACACACUGGCUGGUGGACUCGGACAGCUCCGGGGACUCGCCAGAUGAGGUGCCCACUCUGAGGAGGAGAGUCCCACCCCGAGGACGCCAGAGGAAGAGGCACAUCCCAGUGGAGGACCACGACAGAGACCUGACGUUUAAGACUCCCUUCCGCUCCAUCAUCCGUCAGGAGCGUGUGCUGUCCGAGAUCGACCCGGUGACGCCCCGCAACACCACGGCCCGCAACAUCUACUCCCCCAUCGUGCGCUUCCUCACGCCCAGCAAAGAGAAUAUGACAUGUCACGGUGCAGCUCCUCACGUCCUGAUGAGUCCGGAGCAGGGCGUGUUCGGGUACGGAUCCAUGGAGCUGCUGGCGGGAGACGAGGACGACGACGUGUUCAGCCCCUUCACCUUCGUCAAAAACAUCCCGUCUCUGUCGGAGCACGCCCAGCCCCAACUCCGAGACAUCCCCCCGAAAACCAGGAGCACCCCCGAAGCCACGCUGGUGCUCGACCUGGAGGAGACUCUGAUGUACAGCUCUCUGACACCGAUCGAAGACGCAGAGUACUCCUUCACCACCGUGUUCCAGGACCACCAGUACAAGGUGUACAUGGUGCUGCGUCCGUUUGUCAAAGAGUUUCUACAGGAAGUGUCCAAAAACUACGAGCUAUUUAUUUACACGUGCGCUAAAAGAGAAUACGCCGAGAACAUCCUGGACGUCCUGGACCCUCACAGGAAACUCUUCAGGCACCGUCUGUACCAGGACGACUGCUCCUGUGUGCUGGGACACUACAUCAAGGACCUGACCAUCCUGGGACGAGACCUGUCCAAGACCGUGGUGCUGGACAACGCCCCCCACACCUACCCCCACCACCUGAUGAACACCAUUCCCAUUAAGAGCUGGAGCGGAGAGCCCGAGGACCGCGAGCUGCACCGGCUCAUCCCCUACAUGGACAAACUGUGCUCUGCUGAGGACUUCCGGGAGGUGCUGAAGAAGAGGAAGGACCACUUCCACAGACUGCUGUCCGAGGACUAGCUCCGCCCCCUCGUGACCAGCCCCCCCUGGCCCCGCCCCCUUUGCCCACGCCCCCUCCUCGUCCCUCCACGUCCCUGCCUCCU
Boleophthalmus pectinirostris (great blue-spotted mudskipper) is the source of this 1377-nucleotide messenger RNA. RefSeq names its product CTD (carboxy-terminal domain, RNA polymerase II, polypeptide A) small phosphatase like 3 (gene ctdspl3). The record is from RefSeq and is a predicted model, not a curated record. Lineage: Eukaryota; Metazoa; Chordata; Actinopteri; Gobiiformes; Gobiidae. The coding region runs from base 155 to 1294 and encodes 379 amino acids. Gene Ontology annotation, molecular function: phosphoprotein phosphatase activity. The transcript has 11 exons.